Messenger RNA from Paramisgurnus dabryanus, 3298 nucleotides. It is a transcript of the gene slc16a9a, whose product is annotated as solute carrier family 16 member 9a. The record is from RefSeq and is a predicted model, not a curated record. NCBI's taxonomy places the organism in Eukaryota, Metazoa, Chordata, Actinopteri, Cypriniformes, Cobitidae. Gene Ontology annotation, molecular function: monocarboxylic acid transmembrane transporter activity. Gene Ontology annotation, biological process: transmembrane transport; monocarboxylic acid transport.
AUAUAAAACUGACGCAAACAACUCACAGAAAUUUCGUUUGUAUAUUGAACCUUCCUCCAGAAGCAUUCAGCGUGUGCACUGCGCGCUUCCCACGUCAUCACCCCUCUCCGUUACAGCGGUGAGUCUCAAUUUCACAACUGUGACAUUCUUAUAGAAGAAAAUGCAAAUAAACCUACAGACAACAUGAAGUAGAAAUGUGCUUUUAUUGUGCUUUGACAUGAACUGGCUAUUCUUUAUUUAAAGAGAAGCUGCAUUUGAAGAGAAACUUGAGCGCGCACCAGCAGUAUCAUCAUAAAUAUUAAUGUAACUUUUCCGGCUUUAGAAUCGGUCAAAUGUAAAGAGAAAGGACGAUAAGAGGCUGUCCGGUUACCGGACUCCCCUCCUUUGAGGUGUGGUCUAUUUCCAGAAGCGCUCAAAACAAGGCGGCGAGCGAUGCCGAGCGCGAAGAUAUAAUUCAGCCGAGCAGCGCGUUAUCGGCCUGGUCUACCGGGCAUGAGCAGUUUAGCGGAGCGCGCUCUGCCAGAGAUCAACAUCCACCUGCAGUGAGUGGGUCCCUGUGUUAAACCACGGCUGACAAUGGGUGCUGUGAAAGGUGAGGGUGCUUUAGAUGGUGGAUGGGGGUGGAUGAUCGUUUGGGUCUCUUUCAUGGCCCAGUUGUUGUCUUUUGGAUCCCCUCAGUCGGUUGGGGUGCUGUACCCUGAGUGGCUCAUUGCCUUUCAGGAAGGGAAAGGCAUGACAGCUUGGGUCGGAUCCAUGGUGUCUGGGGUGGCACUCAUCACCAGUCCAGUGUGCAGUGCCUGUGUGGAUAAUUUUGGUGCCCGUCCAGUAACAGUCUUCAGUGGUGUAAUGGUGGCCGGGGGUCUGAUGCUGAGCGCAUUUGCUCCAAAUGUCUCUUUCCUCAUCUUUUCCUACGGCAUUGUUGUCGGUAUGGGCUGUGGACUGGCCUACGCUGCCACGUUGACCAUAACCUGCCAGUAUUUUGACAAGAGGCGUGGCCUAGCUUUGGGCAUCGUCACCACAGGUACGAGUGUGGGCGGCUUCAUUUAUGCCUCACUUCAGAAUGAACUCAUUGAAUUGUUUGGAUUGGAAGGCUGCCUGCUUAUCGUUGGAGCGCUGGCACUCAACCUGAUGGCAUGCGCUGGCCCAAUGCGAUCUUUGAACUUACCUGGUUAUUAUCUGAAACAAAGGGCUGCUCUACAGCAAACAGAGGAACCACUCUACACCAAACCUACUGCCGUUAUCAUUGAGUCGGAUGAUAAUCCGAUCAAAAGCACUCCCGGCUCGGCUGAUAACACAACAGCCAUAAAACUGUUGAUAACCAAGGAACCUAAAGAGCUGCAAGCCAGUGAAGAGGAAAGGAGGGGUAAGGUGUUGUCCUGUUCUAUAGUUGCACAAGCAAUUAAAAAGUGUAUGCGGCCUUAUGGAGAGUACCUGUGCAUGGCCUUAGAGCUCCUACAGGACCGCGUUUUCGUGGCUUUCUGCAUCACCUUGUUCCUGUUCAGCUUAGGGGCGUUUCCACCCGUGCUCUUCAUGGAAGACGUAGCACAGACCGAGGGCCUUAUUGAUGGUAUUGCACUUAUACCCCUUGUCUCCAUUGUUUCCAUAACAACGGGCAUCGGUAAGCUGGUACUGGGCGUUAUGGCAGACAUGCCAGGGGUGAACAGUUUGUUCCUGUAUGCCCUCACGGUGAUGGGCUCAGGUGUGUCUCUGCUGCUCAUCCCACGGACUAAGAGCUACAUUGGAUUGCAAGUGCUGUCGGCCUUUGUGGGAUUUUUCUCAGGGAACUGGUCUCUCACAUCCUACAUUACUACUAAAAUCGUGGGCAUGGAGCGACUCAGUCAGGCUCAUGGCAUUCUCAUGUGUUUUGGAGGGUUUGGAAUGAUGCUCGGACCACCUGUUGUAGGUUGGUUCUUUGACUGGACUCAGUCAUACGAGCUGGCGUUCUACUUCAGCGGGACUUGUGUUGUUGUGUCUGGUUUGUUUUUGUUUUUUGCCACCCUGCCUUGCUGGAACAAGAUGAGGGAGGAGAAAAAAUCACCUGCUAAUGAGAACGUCAACAAUUCACAACAACGUCACUCUUUUCAAUGUGACAGAGUGGCCUCUGUGGCUUGAACCGCAUUUCUUGAAAACUGACCUGGGCCUUAACAUUUUGAGGAACAUAGAUGCUUCAUCUUCUGGCUUCUUCUUAUAUUUCGUGGAUUUACAGUUUGCCAGGGAACUUUUUUCAGUUCCAAACUUUUAUACUUGUUCCACAAACCCUGUCAUUUUAUUGAGAGGGUAAACUAUAUACAUUUUUGUGUAGAUGCCUAUAAAGCCUGCCUCAUUUUUGAGGCUCAUGUGCAGUAGUUUUAGAAGGAAUUUUUUUUUCUAUUAGUAUAUUUCUAGAUUGUUUACUGACACUGAUGCUGUUUAGGCCUUGUUGACUUACUAUAUAUUAAGUAAGUGUGUUACUUUACUCUCUGAGAUCUCUGACGUGCAUGUACAUCGCCAGCUUGUGACAACGCACAAUGCCUUCCCUUUAUGAGAAAAGCGCGGACAAUCCUCUAUGCACUUGCCUUGAAAAAAUCCAGAUCCAAAGAUUUCCUUUUUUAUUUCUGGGAAUGGUGAGCACUUAAAGCAAGGAUGAAAUGCACUUGAAUGUUUUAUUAUAUCAGAGACUACACAUUACUUUCUUCCUUGCCAUCUUUUUCAUGCAACUCCAACUUUUUCUCAUUUGUCACGUCAAAAUGAAUAGAAAUCUUUUUUCUAUGUUCUUAGCCAAUUUUGUUUACUUGUUAAAUGCCUUUGAAACAUACAUAUUAGUUUCAUUUAUAUAUUUGAUAAACACUAGUUAAAACUAUGGCAACCCAGUCAGCAGCUUUUCAGUACGGAUCAGGCCCGGAGUCGUCUGCUGUAUGGAAAACCUUAUCAUGUUAGUCAUUUAAACACAGUAAUUAUUUGAUGCAAGAAUAUGAUGACGACUGCAAUAUAUUGUGUGUAUGUGUAUGAGUGUGCGUGCGUGCAUUAGAUAAUCCACAAUCCUUUAGUUUUUCAACAGGCAGGUCCCUGACAACACUAUAUCUUUUGGUACUGUAUAUUUGAAAUGUCAGUGUUAUUAUUUCAUGUUAGUAUAAACAUUUCAACAGAAUGUUGUGUACAUGCCUCUAACAUUUUAUAUUGAGUCUUUAUGAAGAUAUGACAUGCUGUAACAUAACUGUAUACAAUAUUGUCUCUCUAGAUGACAUUACUUUUUUAAUGUCUGUUUUGUAAAGUAUGGUUUGUUCAUUUUUAUGUGUUAAUAUAAAAAAUGAUUAUAUGA